CGUCGCGACGCUGUGCUCAAGGCGCCUGCGCACUCCCUGUAAAGCCGCCGGGGUGGCCUCGCGUUUCCCUUUUCCGGUGUCGGCGCCGCGCGGUGAGGAUCUCUGUGCACGCCCGCAGUCAUGCCGUCCAAGGGUCCUCUGCAGUCUGUGCAGGUCUUCGGACGCAAGAAGACGGCCACAGCCGUGGCGCACUGCAAACGGGGCAACGGCCUCAUAAAGGUGAACGGACGGCCCCUGGAGAUGAUCGAGCCGCGGACGCUUCAGUACAAGCUGCUGGAACCUGUUCUGCUUCUUGGGAAGGAGCGAUUUGCUGGCGUGGACAUCCGAGUCCGUGUGAAGGGUGGUGGUCAUGUGGCCCAGAUUUAUGCAAUCCGCCAGUCCAUUUCCAAAGCCCUGGUGGCCUAUUACCAGAAAUAUGUGGAUGAAGCUUCCAAGAAGGAGAUCAAAGACAUCCUUAUCCAGUAUGACCGGACCCUGCUGGUAGCUGAUCCCCGUCGCUGUGAAUCCAAAAAGUUUGGUGGUCCUGGUGCCCGUGCUCGCUACCAGAAAUCUUACCGAUAAGCUCAUCUGGGUUCACCUUUAUAAUAAACAAUGGUCAUGGAAUUUAAGGUUUCAA
Molecule: messenger RNA, 616 nt
Organism: Myotis lucifugus (little brown bat)
Lineage: Eukaryota; Metazoa; Chordata; Mammalia; Chiroptera; Vespertilionidae
Gene: RPS16
Product: ribosomal protein S16
Exons: 5
Coding region: 121-561 (146 amino acids)
Biological process (GO): translation; maturation of SSU-rRNA from tricistronic rRNA transcript (SSU-rRNA, 5.8S rRNA, LSU-rRNA)
Cellular component (GO): cytosolic small ribosomal subunit; ribosome
Molecular function (GO): RNA binding; structural constituent of ribosome
Source: RefSeq, a predicted model, not a curated record